Messenger RNA from Acanthopagrus latus (yellowfin seabream), 7578 nucleotides. It is a transcript of the gene bmp2k, whose product is annotated as BMP2 inducible kinase. NCBI's taxonomy places the organism in Eukaryota, Metazoa, Chordata, Actinopteri, Spariformes, Sparidae. Gene Ontology annotation, biological process: protein phosphorylation. Gene Ontology annotation, molecular function: ATP binding; protein kinase activity. The coding region runs from base 1671 to 5240 and encodes 1189 amino acids. The transcript has 16 exons. The record is from RefSeq and is a predicted model, not a curated record.
AGUAUUUCAAAAAAACUUUGUAUGGUUGUGAACGCAGAAAGACAAAUCAUUUUUUGAUCCCUUUUGAUUUUUUUUUCAUGAAUCACACAUAUGAUUUUUGUCAAUCUAAAAUAUAACUUGGUCUUGGAAAAAAGUCUUGGAAGAAAGUCUGGUUUGUCAGAAAACGUAUAAAAUACACGACCGUGAAAAAAGGUAAAAAAUUACACAGCCAACAAUCGCCUUAGUGAAGUAGUCUCUUUUCUCACUGAGAAAAGCGAGACUAAGGCCAUAUUUAUUUUGAUUUUCAUCCUUUUUAGUACAUUUUUUGUAUUGAGUUGGCCACCAUGUUACUGUUGGUGACGCAUGUUGAGAAAGGCGAUAUAGUUCAUUAAGAGUUUAAGACUAAAUGAGAAGGUAUUUACUAAUUGACUGACUGUACUGACUGACUGACUAACUGUGCCUUUCUUAGACUUGGAAAAUGAUCUUUUAAAUUAACUAACAGCAUAUGUCUUAUUCAACGAUCAGUUCAUGUGAGAUCAAAAAAAUGACUCUCUUCAUUUACUACCAUAAAAAGUUUUUCUGAAAUAAAAGGUCUCAUGGUCCACCGGAAGGGGCGUGACUUCAGCUCUAUUAUUUCAUAAUUCUGAACUGUUUUUUUUUUAAAAAAUGUUUAUAAUUUAUUGUGCGUAACUGGAUCCAUUAUUUUGUUUGGCUCUCCCUGGCACUACCAGGUUUCCAUACAUUCUCCACUUACACCAAUCAUAACAAUAGGAGUGGGCGGGGCCACGUCAGGUUAGGUUGUCACUCUCAUUGGGUAAAUAACAAACCACCCACUUAUUUUGUAGCCUACUGUAGGGGUGUCACGAGAAGUUUAACGCUAGCGAAGGUCCACGAAAAUGACACAGAGGUGAAUAGAGAUGACACAGACGAGCCAAAUGAAAACAACUUCGCCGGAGGGUUUCUGGUGAGAAACGGACGCUUACUUGUGUGAGCUCUAGGCUCCUACUUGUCAGCCCACCUGCACUCGGGGUGGCUCGUCUUAUAGAGAAACCGCUGUGGCGGCUAGCGAAGAUCGUUAGCCGCUAACUACCACAGCUAGCGAGCUAACUAGCCGCUUCGCCCGAGUGAAGAGUUCAAGUGGCGGCGUGUGAUGCUAACGACGCCGAGGCUACUGUUGGAGGGUUGGUGAGGUGGAUAAAUCCUCGGGAGGGAUUAUUUGCCACCGGAGCUGGCGUUAUCAACGCCGGUGCCAGCUACACUGCUGUGUUCCCCUUGCACUCUGCUUAUUGUUGGCUGAUCGUCCUGACUGCACAGCGCCGAGUCCACGCAUGCUAGCAACCUCUGCAGCCAUCUACAGUGAUGUGUCACAUUAGCUAACGAACCUAUCACAGUUUUCGUUUUCGGACUGUUUGUACGUGGAUGCUGUCACUGGUACGAGCUUUGGGAGACCGACGGAGUAGUAUCAUCCCACCGUGAAAGCGUGUAUAUCAAACUGUACUUUCAUGUCGUAUCACACGACUGCUAGUAGUCCCUCCAGAAGAACCGGACGCGGAGCAUGCAGGAGAAGAAAAGAUUUCAGAUAAGUAGAUAGGGGACGUCGGACACAAGCGAGUUUAAUUGGGACUGUGUGGUUGAUUAACCACCGAACAGGGGAUCGCAUUCGGUGGCCGGACUGUCUGAGAAAGUGAAGGAUGAAGAAGUUUUCCAGAAUGCCAAAGUCCGAGAGCGGCGGACUCGGAGGGGCGUCCGGGUCGGGCUCCAGCUCCGGAGUCAGCAGCUACUUCGGGAAAGUGUUCGCCGUCGGCCGGUAUCAAGUCACCGUGGAGGAGCUUGUGGCAGAGGGAGGCUUCUCAGUGGUGUUUCUGGCUCGUACGCACAGCGGUGUCCGCUGUGCUCUUAAAAGGAUGUACGUCAACAACGUCCCAGAUCUAAAUGUCUACAAGAGAGAGAUCACUAUCAUGAAGGAGCUGUCAGGCCAUAAGAACAUCGUUGGAUACUUGGACUCCACAAUCAAUGCAGUGUCGGACAGUGUCUGGGAGGUCCUGAUCCUCAUGGAGUACUGUAAAGCGGGUCAGGUGGUGAAGCAGAUGAACCAGCGGUUGAAUGUGGGCUUCAGUGAGUCUGAAGUCCUCCACAUCUUCUGUGACGCCUGUGAGGCAGUGGCCCGCCUGCACCAAUGCAAGACACCCAUCAUCCACAGAGACCUCAAGGUUGAGAACAUUCUUCUAAACGACCAGGGAAAUUAUGUGCUGUGUGACUUCGGCAGUGCCACUCACAAGGUUUUGCAGCCACAUAAAGACGGAGUGGCUGCCGUGGAGGACGAAAUUAAGAAGUACACGACCGUUUCAUAUCGAUCGCCGGAGAUGAUUAACUUGUAUGCAGGGAAAGCCAUCACCACUAAGGCUGAUAUCUGGGCACUUGGAUGCUUGUUGUACAAGCUGUGUUUCUUCGCACUUCCAUUUGGGGAGAGUCAAGUUGCCAUAUGUGACGGAACCUUUAUCGUUCCAGAUAACUCCAAAUUCUCCUUCAAGUUGCACUGCUUAAUCAGAUAUAUGCUCGAACCAGACCAGGAGAAGAGACCAGACAUUUACCAAGUGUCCUACUUUGCCUUCAAAUUAGCUGGAAAAGACUGUCCAGUGCAAAAUCUCUUUAACUCUCCCAUCCCUACGUCGCUCCCAGAGCCUCUAACAGCCAGUGAGGUCGCUGCUAAGAAAAGUAUGACAAAAGCCAGGAUAACAGAUUCUGUGGGACCGACAGAAACAUCAAUAGCUCCCAGACAGAGGCCAAAAGCGGCAAACAGUAACGUCCUGCCUCUCGCCACUGUCACCCCUGUCAAGAUGACCAUGCCUUCAGCACCCAUCAGCAAUGGCCAGAAAGCUCCCACCCCUGGCUCCGUGCAGCCUUCCAUUCAGGCCCAGCCCAGCAGUCAGCAACACCGAGUCCUGCAGCAGCUACAGCCUGGUGACCUGCGUCUACAACAGCUACAGCAGCAACAGCAUCAACAGCAUCACCACCACCAACAACUACAAGCAGUGCAACAACAACAUAUAAAUGCACAGCAACUCCAAUACCUCCAGUAUCAACAAGCUGUGCAGCAGUCCCUCCAGCUUCAGCAGCAGCAGCAGCAGCAGCAACAGCAGCAGCAGCAGCAGCAGCAGCAGCAGCAGCAAGCCCUCCUCCAACAGCAGCAGCAGCAGCAGCAGAUGAUGAUGCAGCCAAUGUAUCAGCAGCAGGUUGCACAGGCUCAGGCUCAGGCUCAUUACGCAGCCAUGCUGCACCAGUACCAACAGGCUUUUGUCAGGCAGCAGCAGCAGCAGCAACAACAACAACAGCAGCAUCAUCAUCAACAUCAGCAACAUCAGCAGCAGCAGCAGCAGCAUCAUCCCGCUCAGCAGCCUCUCCCCUAUAUGUCCUCCCCUCUUGAGUUCCAGAUUCCACCGUGUUCCUAUAAUGUGACCACACCCACUGCUGGAACUGGAGCUGUACCUGCUCAGAUCGGGGGACCAUCCCCUGUGGAUCCCUCAUACACUAACACGAGAAACCCGCUGCUUGCUUCAGAUGGGAUCACGCCACCCUCUCAGAGCUGCAACAUUACAUUCAGCAACCCCCCUGACAUGUCGGGCUGGAACCCUUUUGGAGAGGACAACUUCUCCAAGUUGACUGAGGAGGAGCUGCUCGACCGGGAAUUUGACAUGCUCAGAGCAAAAAAGCCAGUGGAGAGAACAGCCAGCGUGGAAGCUGACCGAGCACAGCUUGCUGCCUCCACUGCCAAGCCCCUCCCACCAGAGGACCUGUUCGGCUCAGUCCCAUUUGUGGCCAGCGCAGGUACUGAUGUGAGAAACACCGAGCAGACCACUGAGGAGCUCAUUGUUCCUGACCCUGCAUCAACUGCUGCAGAGGAUCUGCAGCUAGCAUCAGUCAAAGAGCCCAAACCAGGCAAAAAGAGCAAUAACAGACCAGGUGAAGAGUCUGAAAGUGACUUUGAGUCUGAUCCUCCUUCGCCGAAAAGCAGCGAGGACGAAGAGCCGGAGGAGGAAGAAGGCCUGAACAGUGAGCACGGUGAUGACACUGAGCCAGAGAAUUUAGGACAGAGGCCUCUGCUGAUGGACUCUGAAGAAGAAGGAGAGGAGGACGAAGACAAGCACAGCUCUGACUCGGACUACGAUCCCAGCAGGGUCAAGAGUCGCUCGAAGAAGUCUCUUGCUGCUAAAGCAGCUGCCAGGAGGAGUCCCCGGGAGGAUUCUGGCAUGACUCUGAUAACUCCGCCAGAGUCACCCAGUAAAGUGAGAGCUGCUCCAGCUGUGGAUGAUGUGGAUGUUUUUGGUGCCGUUCCUUUCCUUGGAGGGGCCUCGCCUGUCCAGCCGCCUCCAGAAAGCACAGACAUCUUUGCCAAAGCGCCUUUCAGGCAAGUCAGCCAUGAGGAGAAAGCUGCAGAUGAGUUCGAUGUUUUUACCAAAGCGCCAUUCAGCCGGAACCUCUCAAAGCCGGGCAAGAGCGGCAGUGACGUUCCCAUGGGCCAAACACCGCCCGUUUCCCCUGAGGGCAUCGACAUCUUUGGCUUCUCUCCCUUCCAGCCAGGCCCCACCGAACCACCUCCCACCACCUCUAGAAGUGCAGAGGAUAUCUUCCGGACGUCUUAUGAGGAGUCAGCCAGCCCUCAGCAACAGAGACUAAAGCAGCGCAGCCUCCAGAAGCUGUCGUCACGCCAGAGAAAAACCAAGCAGGAGGCCUCGGCGUGCGGCAGCAACGGCAAACGGCACCACGGUACACCGACCGGAGGCCGAAAGACCAACAAGCCAACCUACCGCACACCUGAGCGAGUCCGCAGGCACAAGAAGGUUGGGAGGAGGGACUCGCAGAGCAGCAACGAGUUCCUUAGCACCUCCGAUUCUAAAGAGAACAUCAGCGUUGAUAUAACCAUGGCGGAAGGGAAAGACAAAGGAGCAUCUCUGCCGGUAGAAGAGGCUCUUUUAGACCCGUUUGGAGCCAAACCCUUCCAUCCUCCAGACGGCAGCCGGCACGGUCAGUAUCAAGGACUCGCUGAUAGCAAGAGCGACAUGAGCACAGCCAAUGGCAAGUCCUGGACGGGUUCUCUUCACAGUGCUCUCGGAGAAAGCAGAAUCAUGGAUGAUUUCGGGGCGGUGCCCUUCACAGAAAUGGUUGUCCACAGUGGACCUCAGUCACCACCGCAGCCACCACCGCCCUCACAGCCGCUGGAGCUCGACCCGUUCGGAGCUGCUCCUUUUCCCUCGAAGCAGUGACUUUUGUUGCAUCUUCCCACUUUGCCAUUUGCUGUCGAAUAACCCUCAAGCAUUUUGCUUUUUUUUUUUUUUUUGUGGCUUGGAACCAAUCAUGAAACGACAAGCUAACAAUGUCCUAACUCUUAUUUUUUUUUUUUAAAGAACCUUUUAAUACACCUAAAUCCUGUGGAGUGCGAGUGAUGUUUCCACAUAUCUUUCAGCUGUAUCUGUUUGCUGAGAAGCCUUUAAUGCUGCAACGCUUGUAAAAGAAAAAAACUGGGAGAAAUGGAAAACCCACUCGAAAAAUUGUAAUGUGAUUUUAAGCUUAGCGUUUGACCGCGUGACUUGCUGCAACAAGCUCUAUGGCCUGCCUUCUGAUCUGCCAAUGUUUUUUUUUUUUUUUUUUCUUAGCACCACAAAGCCUUACCUGAGCUGGGCUCUGCCUUGCUGCACAGUACCUCAGGAAACCACGGCACAAUCGGCCUGCGUCGGCCUUUCGUGCCGUGGAAUUGUUUGGGAGUCGACCUUAAACACUUUGUUUUGUCCUUAUUAGACCUUCUCUAUGCAUAAUUUCACAGUAGUCUUUCCGCAGCCAAACGUGACUGUCAAUUAUGUUGCAUUACACUUUGAGUACUAGAAGGGAUCAGUUUCUGUAGUUCUUCCUUUAAAGGAGAUUGAGUUGUUAAAUUCGGUCAAGUUGAAAUUUAGGCUCUUAACUGUUCUUGUUUUGCUCUAGCAGUAAACUCUUUGUAAGUAUUGUUAACUUUCUUUUGUAUUAAGUUACAGCUCAGCACAUUCUCUUAGAAAUAAGGACGAAAUAAAACGCAAAGCCACAUUAGAUCACUCGUCUGGGUUUGUGUUUACAGAAGCCCCACAAGCCUGUAGCCCUCAUUUCUGAGCUCCUAAAAUUAGCCGUCAGAAAAGUCUCAGAAUAAUUAAUAUUUAAAAAUAAAUGGGAAUUGCAGCUCCAGUUAAAGGAUAAGGCUGGCGGUAUUCCGUAUAUUUUAUUAUUGUCAACAAAACCCCAGAGUGCGCCCAGCAGUGUUGGGCCCUCUCUCAGUACUGUAUGAUUUCCCCUCCCUGCCUGGGGCUCUCAGCCUCGGGCCCACUGGUUCCUACUGAAGCCGUAAAUCUUUAAAGGAACAGUUUGACAUUUUGUGAAACAUAAUAAUUCACUUCAUAGUUGGGAGAUGGGUUGGUUGAAGGCUGGGAAACAGCCCUGUUUUGUCAGACUGUACCAAAACAAUCAUGCCAGGAAGUCACUGUGCUCGGACAAGAAAUAGUUUAACUCACAAUCCACUCUGAAGCCACUACAACAAACAAUAUUUAAUACAUUUUUUACCUUUGGACAGAGCCAGGCUUGCUUUUUUCCCCCUGCUCAUGGUCCUUACGCUUGGUUAAACACAACUGCCUGCUUGUCUAAGGCCUCAUACCUAAAGGGUAGAUGUGAGACAGGUAUCUAUCUUUUUUUUUAAACUCUUAGCAACAACAUGUAUAUGUUUUUUUUUUCUCCCCAAAAUGUCAAACUAUUCUUUUGAAAACAGAUGACAGAUACAUAUUUUAACUAAACAAAACAAAGAGGCUUGGUAGUUUCUUGGUAGCAUCUGGUCACUUUAGUUUUCAUCAAUCAUUGACCCAAACCACAGCAAAAAGUUCUUUCCUUGGGGACUAUUUUCAGCUGCGGAUUUAUCCACAUUUCGUGCCUUAACAAGCAUUUCUUGCAGCAGAUGAGUGUCGAACUGAGUUGCUUUAGACUUCACUGUGUGUGUUCAAUGCCAAUGUCAAACAGUGCAACAGAGCGGCUCAUCCAUGCGUUUAUAAUAGUUUAUGGCCAAAAAUGCAGUUGCAGUUUUUCCUUUGUGGCACUGAGGAAUAAGAUUAUCAGCCUUCAGUACACAAUAUACUUAUCCAUAGGAUCAGUCUGUAAUCAGUUUUGGUCUUCUCCAUGUUAACUGUUGACAAUAACAACUAUAAAUAUGGAUUAUCACCAGUUUUACUCUUCAACACGUGUCUUUCCACCGCAGAAUGGGAACUGACGUGUUCAUAAAGGGAAAAACCAUUGAAGGAGAAAUCUGUGAUAUGAAAUCAGGUCAUUUGUCUUCAUGAACCCAUUUCUCAGCGCUGAACUCUUCCAUGAACCAGUUCUCUGUGUGCUCUACAUGGACCGCCUCAAGCACUGCAUAUACCUACACAACCAUUGGCACAUUUGUUUGAAUUCAACCUGCAAGUUUUUGUGUUUUCACCAGUGGAACCAUUUGAUACAACUACUUUCCAUCUUUUUUUCACAAGGGUAAACCUUAUAUUGUAUUUAUCAUACUAUACUGCUGUUUGAUGCAAUAAAAAAAUGUCAUCUCCGUGA